This is a messenger RNA of Phaedon cochleariae (mustard beetle), 4227 nucleotides long. The record is from the annotation of a GenBank genome assembly. Lineage: Eukaryota; Metazoa; Arthropoda; Insecta; Coleoptera; Chrysomelidae.
AGUGGAAGUAGUUAAGUUUAAUAAAUGUAGGUGCUUCAAUUCGUGAAUAAGGACAUUUUUGUCAUCAAGUACUUACAAUAGAAAUUUGAACACAUUUGUUAGUGUCACAGCAACGUAUUGGUGUUAGUAGAAAAGCCAAUUAUAUAUUGAUAGAAGACGAGAGAAUAUCUAGGAAACACUGUCGGUAAUUGAAAAUGGACCAUUGCGAAAAGAAAAAGAGGAAAAGAAACCCUCGUGAAACAGCGAAUAUACUUUCUUUACUGACCUUUGCAUAUACAGGGAGUCUUUUCAAAAGAGGGUAUAAAAAAGGUGAUCUCGAUGAAGAUGACUUAUAUGAGGUGAUCAGCAGGUGUAAUUCAAAAAAGUGUGGAGAUAAAGUAGAGAAGUUGUGGGAGAGCUAUCAAGAGAGAAAUAUCCAACCUUCCAUAUACAGACUUAUGUGGAGUGGAUAUGCUAAAAGAUACUUACUUUGGGGAUGUGUGGAAGUAAUUUGGAAAAUUAUCAAGAGUAUAAUGGAACCAGAUGCAGUGAGUAACUUGGUAGGUUACUUCAAUCCUGGUCAAACAGAGAUCACAAAGUUUGAUGCUUACUAUUACGCCUCCCUAGUACUGAUCAUCAACAUAGUCGAGAGCACGUUCUAUCACAACUACGACUUAGUUCUUAUUACAAUUGGUUUUGAGGCUAAAACGGGUUUCAGCUCUUUCUUGUACAGGAAAGCUUUGAAACUCACACCGGAAGCCUUCUCUGAUAUAUCAUUGGGAAACUUGUUCACCUUGUUAACCAAAGAUGUACAGGCAUUCGUUUCAUUCGUUUUCGUGUUGAAUGACAUGUGGAUCGGUGCAAUACAGUCUCUCCUGAUUUGUUACUUAAUAUAUGCGAAAGUUGGAGCUGUUUCUUUGAUUGGGAUAGCGGUACUACUAAGCUCAAUACCAAUAGAACUUUAUUUGGGUAGAUGGAUAAAAAAACUAACACUAGAAACUAGCAGGAGAACAGAUGAAAGACUGCAAAUUACCCAAGAAGUAUUUUCUAUAAUCCGAAUUAUUAAAAUGUUCACGUGGGAAGAUUAUUUCACAAAUAGAAUCAACUUGGCAAGAAAGAAAGAAAUGAAGAAAACUCUUAUCAUCUUCUACCUCAUGUUUGUAAUGAUUGCAAUUGGCAUCCUCUUUUCAAAAAUUGGCUUUUAUGUACUUUUGAUGGCUUAUAUUUGGAUGGGUUAUUCCUCAGACACCUCUUUAGUAUUCUACAUAAUGUCAGUAUUCAAAGAAAUGAGGCAUUUCUUAGGAGAGCUGGUACCUAUCAGUAUUGGAUCAACAUGUGAAUUCUCAGCGUCCUUAACACGAAUUGAACAGGUUCUACAUGCCAAAGAAUUGCCUAAAAGAGUUGAAAGAGUUGAUACAGAUAAUGACAGCUCAAUAUUACAAUUGAAUCGAGCUACAGUACGUUUUGGGAAUGAAGAAAUUUUAAGAAAUAUCACGUUAGAUGUAAAGCCUGGAUUAACAGUAAUAACUGGUCCACUAGCUUGUGGAAAAAGUUCCCUGCUGAAGGUUUUUCUCAGAGACUACCCUUUAACUGAGGGUGAGUUGAUUACAGCUGGACGGGUUUCCUAUGCUUCUCAAGAUCCAUGGUUAUUUCCAUCCUCUAUUAAGCAGAAUAUUCUCUUCGGGCAGACCCUAGAUGAAGGCAGGUACCAAGACGUUCUUCGAAUGUGUGCCUUGGAUUUCGACUUGAGCGUUUUCGAGAAGGGGGAUGAAACUAUAGUAAACGAUAAAGGGAUGAAUUUGAGCAAAGGUCAGCAAGCUCGUAUCAAUUUAGCUAGAGCUAUAUAUAAACAGAGCGACAUAUAUCUUCUGGACGAUUCUUUGUCGGCUCUCGAUACACAUGUCAAAGAUUUCAUUUACAAUGGUUGCAUAAAGAGUUAUUUGAAGGGCAAGGUUUGUAUCCUUAUCAGCCAGUCUGCUAGUCAUAUACAGAAUGCCGAUUACUUGGUGAUAAUGGAUAGAGGAGGGAUACAAUAUUUUGGUGAACCACAUAAAGAUGUUUUGAAAGAAAUAUUAGUUGAAGACGAUGACAUAGAUUGUGUGGAAUCUAGAGUAAAUGUUGCGAAUGGAAAACAUUUUGAGAUGCCAGUGAAAUCCUCCAAAAUCAAAGUUUAUGGUGAAAUAAAUAAGACAGGUCACGUCGAUUACGCUGUCUAUCCAAAAUACGUUAUUUUUGGUGGAGGUUCUUUGCUGUUGUUGUUCAACUUAGUUUUAUUUGUUAUUAGUCAAACUGGGGAUAGUUAUACUGACCAACUAUUAACAAAAUGGGUAGAUGAAAAACAAUACGUUCUCAACAUGGUAUCCAAUUUCACAAAUAUACACAACAAAUCUUCUACUGAGGAGUUGUAUCAAAAUAGUGAGUUCAAGGAUGCCGAAUCACGAGAAAAAAAUACUUUCAAUAUUUUUUCAAUCAUGAUGAUGUCAACAGUUGGGCUGGCUCUAGUGAAAACAUACGUUUUCUUCGAUUUUAGUCGGAGGGCUUCAGUAAAUAUUCACAAAGCCAUGAUACAAAAUGUCGUACAUGCAAUGACGUCAUUUUUUGAUACCAAUUUCAUUGGGAAUGUCCUCAACAGAUUUUCUAAGGAUUUGGUGAAUAUCGAUGAACGGUUACCAUUUUCAAUAAGCAACUUGAUCAGCAGCAUUUUUUCUAUAGUAGGAAUAGUUACAUUGAUAGCAACUGUGAAGCCAUAUUUUCUCAUAUACGUGGGUAUCAUAACUGUUAUCUUGGUACUAACAGCGAUGGUAUAUCUACCAACUGGGCGAAGUUUGAAGCGACUAGAAGCGUCUACUAGAAGUCCGAUGAUUGGUCACCUCAACGCAACCUUUGAAGGGUUGACGACCAUAAGAGCUUAUGAGGCUGAAUGCAUUCUGAGGGAUGAAUUUGAUAGACAUCAGGACUUAUAUACCUCAGCACAUUUUACCUCAAUAGUGGGAAUAAGAGCUUUCGCAUUCUUUAUGGACAUGAUGUGUGCAGUUUUUCAAGUUGCUGUUGUGUCCAGGUUCAUCUUUGUAGAUACAGAUACAAGCGCUGGAAAUGUAGGACUAGCAUUAACACAAGUUUUCAUGCUAGGUGGCAUCAUACAGAACGGUGUGAGAUCCUUUGCAGAGCUAGAAAAUCUGAUGACCUCAAUGGAACGUGCAUUAGAGUACACGUCAAUCCAAAUGGAACCAGCAGAAGGGACUACCCACCAAAAUUGGCCAAACCAAGGUUCCAUAACAUACGACAACGUUUCAUUAACCUACAACAAUAACGAAGUAGUGCUCAGAAAUUUGGAAUUCAGAGUUGAGUCCGGGCAGAAAAUAGGAAUCGUAGGUAGAACUGGAGCUGGAAAAUCUUCUAUAAUAUCUUCGAUAUUCAGGCUCUAUGAAGCAGAAGGUGUCAUCUCCAUAGAUGGUGUCAACAUAAAGAGUCUAGCACUCAAAUUCCUCAGAAGAAACCUAGCUAUUAUACCUCAGGAUCCAGUACUAUUCUCUGGUUCUCUCAGAGCCAACUUGGAUCCUUUCAGAGAAUACGAGGAUGAGGAGUUAUGGUCUGUACUAGAAAAGGUACACAUAAGAGAUACAGUCAGUGACCUGAAUCAGGAGAUCACGAGCAACUGUACAGCAUUAAGCUUGGGACAGAAGCAGCUGAUCUGCUUGGCCAGAGCGAUAUUACGCAAGUCGAAGAUAGUUAUUCUCGAUGAAGCUUCUGCGAAUAUGGACCAGGACACUGAUGGGUUGCUCCAAGAAACGAUCAGGUUGAACUUCAAGGAUUGUACUGUUUUCAAUAUAGCGCAUAGGUUACAGUCGGUUUUGGGGUGUGAUAAAGUUAUGGUUCUUGAGAGGGGGGAAAUUGAAGAGUACGAUACACCUGAGAGUCUUCUGAGGAAUCGGCAUGGACGAUUUUAUAAAAUGGUCAAGCAGGCUGGAUUACUCGAGCAGUUUAGUGACAGAUAGCAUUGAAUAUUGUGGGAAUGAUUGUUUUUUGUACGAUUUGCAAUCGAUUAUAUUCUGUUUUAAGCUUCGAAUUGAAUGAAUCUACAUUAUUUUAUUGAAAUGCUUGCAAUAUGAAUAUUUAUCCAGAAUUUGGUCAUUACUACCAAAUACUGGCUUGACUGUAUAGAUACUUUGAAUGACCUUUCCCUUGUUUAAUAUCGACUUGGAAUUCUUGGAAUACCUUGGUAUACUUAUUGUAUCAUCCACUGAGCUC